AUGGCGGGGCAGCGAUGCUGUCUCGACAGAUCUUUGCAACAAGGGUUUCACGCCGCCGCCGCCCACCGCCCACCGCCGCCGCCCAUCCACACCGCCGCCCCUCCCCGAACCCCGACCACGUCCUCCACCUACCGUCUCGACAAGUGCCUAGGGUUUCACGCUGUCGCCGUCGCCACCCACCUCCCACCGCCGCUGCCUCCCACCCUCCCGGCCCCGUCCUCUGCCGGCUACAGUCGCCUCCCGCCACGUCCCCUACACCAGCAGAACGACGCUGCCGCCCAGCUCGCCUCGCCGUCAUAUCGUUCGAUCGAGAUGCUGCCCGUCCAGCAUGGCCAACUGGCCGAUGAUGGAGAUGAGGCAAACAAAGCGUGGACAGGGGAGAAGAGGCGCCGCAAGCACCUGCCCCCAUCAUCUUCCGAUGCUCCUGCCACUGCCCACGACCAUGGAGACAUGGAGGACACCAUCCAAGGGGCCCAAGAUCCGAUUUCUCAUACAAGGGUGCUGCUGCUCAGAAUAGAUUCGGCACAAUUCUUCGGGCCGGACGUCCUUAUCAGGAAGGAAGACCAUGGGGACAUGGAGGACACCAUCCAAGGGUGCCAAGAUCCGAUUUCUCAUGCCACAGACAUGGAGCUGCUGCCCAAAACAGAUUCGGCAGAAGAAGCAAGCCAGGAUUGCUUCGGGCCGGACGUCUUUAUCAGCAAGGAAGACAAAACCCGUUAUGCCCAACGUUUGCGUCCCAGCAUUCUUCCCAGGGAGGAAGACCUGCCACUUGAUAUGACAUGGGAGGAAAAAGGCAAGAUAAAAGCGCGCCUUGCACGCCUUCGCAUCACUUAUUACAAGGCUUUGAAGCCAGAGUGCGCACGUGAACGUGAGCUUAUGGAACCAGAAGAAUACACUGAUGCUGAACUUCGUAAGGAGUUGUACUUUAAGCGGUUAGAGGAGGAUGAAAGUUUUGAGUGGUUCGUCCAUCCUGAUGAUACCUAUAAAGCUGGAUUGAAUGACUACCAACGGAUUGCCCCUCGUAAUUUUCUGCCUUAUAGUGGUCGGAACCUGUACCGCUAUCACGAUGAGUAUCACUCACGUUAUCAUACAUAUAAAGUUGAUGCUCUUUAUGUCAAGUACUAUGCAGAAAUUUCAAAGAAAAUCAAGUGGAUUACAAAGUAUUUGCAUCUGGAUCGCAGCACCAAGGAAUGGUCUGACAAGGAUACUAGAGCAUGGAGGCAAGCAUUGAAGAUUGCAACUGGCUUUCCCCAUAUGACUGUUCGUUUAGCUGCGUUUGCUUAUAAUGAGUACAUUCUUGAGAUGGAUAAAGAUGCGUCCCUCAAGGACAUAGAUCUUCUCUAUUUUGAGAUCUGGAGGCGUGUCGCUAAGAAAAAUUUAAGUUACAUGGGUGCUGUGAAGGAAGUAUAUGAAAUGAACAAGUUCGAUGCACACAAAAGGAGACUAGAUGGUGAACUGAAAGGGGUUCCUGCCAUUGCAACAAUAAAACAAUACAUGCACUAUGUUGUCCGACAGGGUGGUAUUGAUGAGAAGACCGAAGAGGGUGAAGCUCGGGAAGUGUUUAGGAUGUUAUCUAUCAGUAUGCAUAAAGCAAUGAACAUGGCUCAGUACGCUCAGAAAAAGUUGGAUUUAGCAGAUGAGCUAAAGUUGGACAAAGAGGGUGGAAUUGUUCCAUUGGAAAGAACAUUUGAGUUCUGA
This is a messenger RNA of Triticum urartu, 1698 nucleotides long. The record is from RefSeq and is a predicted model, not a curated record. Lineage: Eukaryota; Viridiplantae; Streptophyta; Magnoliopsida; Poales; Poaceae.